Cylindrotheca closterium is the source of this 1134-nucleotide messenger RNA. Lineage: Eukaryota; Bacillariophyta; Bacillariophyceae; Bacillariales; Bacillariaceae. The record is from the annotation of a GenBank genome assembly.
AUGUCUGCAUUCCGACGGCUGUUGCUUCCUCUUUCCAGAGUUGUGGAGCCUGCUACUUAUCGACUUGGCUGCAAUAGAAGAGGACAGAGGCACUGCAUAAAAUCGUCCGUUGCAGCCCGCGUACUCAGCACUGAUGGCGGAAACGACAAUCGCAACAAUAGUGAUGAUUUUCAUGAUGACCCAUUUGGAGUUGAUUUUGAUGAUGGCACAGAUCACGGAAAGCUGGGACCAUCCAUGCCUCCCAAAUAUAAGCGUGAUUCCAUGACAGGAAAAUUUACUGGGGAGAAAGAGACCGAAUUAGGUGAAAGAGAACGAAAGCUUCUGAAGAUGGAUACAGUGCAAGAGCAAGAGUAUCUUCUGGAAAACCUGUUAAGAGACUGGGAUGUCGACUCUGAAGAAGAGGAGGGGACUGGUAAUACAAAACUGUCGCAGCUAGCCAGUCGGAUCCGCGAAGACAACGCAGGACUCAAUGUCCUUGGAAGAAGUGUUGAGGCACAAUCUGUUGUUGGCAGACUCGAAGAUGGUGAAACGGCAUAUGCCGAUCCAAGUGGUUUCUCGAAGCCGUUAAGUCCUGCAGAGUUCAAGGUCUUCCAAAAAUAUAUGAAUGAUGAGCACAAUGUAGAAAUAGACGAGGACGACAUUCCUGUCGAAUCGGUAUCGAAGGAUGAUGCUGAGCUUCUAGGAUACGCCGAUGAUGAAUACUUGAACACUAAAUGGAUGUCUUCUAGUGCAAUCCGCUUCAUGGACGAUUCAAAGGAUGAUGACCCAUUUUCUGACCUUUUGCCAAGUGAUUUAACGCCGACUCGGUUGGUGAAUCGUCGAAACGCCAAGAAGAUCCCGAGACAGCUUCUGCACCAUAACAACUUGCCACUUCUGAGGAGAUACAUCACUCCGACGGGUCAAAUUAUGAAUCGUGUGCAAUCUCGCCUUGGAGCAAAGGAUCAGCGAAAAAUUGCGAAACUCAUCAAGCGUGCUAGAGCAAUGGGUCUUCUGCCGACGGCUGGUCAGUUCGCUGUUGAGAGUCAUGGAAACAUUCACGAAAGUGACAUACAUGAGGAAAACGAGUGGGAAAAAGAACUUACGGCUCGAGGUUUGGUAGUGAAGCCGAAUGUCACAGCUAACAAGGAUGACUAG